This is a messenger RNA of Alternaria ethzedia, 420 nucleotides long. RefSeq names its product Ribosomal protein S16, mitochondrial (gene CYT21). The coding region runs from base 1 to 420 and encodes 139 amino acids. Gene Ontology annotation, molecular function: structural constituent of ribosome. Gene Ontology annotation, biological process: mitochondrial translation. The transcript has 2 exons. Gene Ontology annotation, cellular component: ribosome; mitochondrial small ribosomal subunit. NCBI's taxonomy places the organism in Eukaryota, Fungi, Ascomycota, Dothideomycetes, Pleosporales, Pleosporaceae. The record is from RefSeq and is a predicted model, not a curated record.
AUGGUCCUAAGAAUCCGACUCGCCCGCUUCGGCAAGAAGCACUCCCCCUUCUACAACAUCGUCGUCGCACACGCCCGCACAGCGCGCAACUCCCGCCCCCUAGAAGUCCUCGGCACCUACGACCCAAAGCCCCAACCACCACGUCCCGGCGACACCCACGGCCGCCCCUGGAAAGACAUCAAACUAGACCUGUCGCGCGCGCGCUACUGGGUCGGUGUCGGCGCCCAGCCCUCAGAUACCGCGUGGCGGUUGCUGUCCAUGGUGGGGAUUCUGGAGCCGCAGUAUAGGGUGGGUAAGAUUGCGGGGAUGGUGGUGAAGAGUGGGAGUGCGAGUAAGAGUUUGAUUCAAGAGGGAGGGGCGCCAAGGGCUGUGGUGGAGAAUAUGGAGGGCGGGACGAAGGAGACGGCUUCUGCUACUUAG